Molecule: messenger RNA, 667 nt
Organism: Staurois parvus
Lineage: Eukaryota; Metazoa; Chordata; Amphibia; Anura; Ranidae
Source: the annotation of a GenBank genome assembly
AGGGACGUAUGACUUUCCCGGACGUGGCGGUGGAGACGGUGUAUGACGUUCUCCAUGACAUCGAAUAUCGCAGGAAGUGGGACGUGACGAUGAUUGAGACCCGGGACAUCGCCCGCCUCUCUCUGAACGCCGACGUCGGAUAUUACUCCUGGAAGUGCCCCAAGCCUCUGAAGAACCGCGACGUGGUCACCCUUCGCUCCUGGCUCGCAUUGCCCGACUCGUAUACCAUCAUCAACUUCUCCGUCAAAAACACGACAUGUAUCCCCCUCGGAAGGACAUGGUCCGGGCCGUCUCCUAUAUGGCGGGCUACCUAGUCAGGUCCAACGGCCCCGCAAGCUCCACACUCACCUACCUGGCACAGGUGGACCCCAGAGGUUCAUUACCAAAGUGGGUGGUGAAUAAAUCUUCCCAGUAUUUGGCACCAAAGAUUCUUCGGAAGCUGCACAAGGCGUGUCUCCAGUACCCGUCGUGGAAGAAGAAGAACGAGCCGGACUUUAAGCCGUGGCUAAAUCCAGAGCAGAACACGCUUCCUCGUAUAUCCCUUAAUGAGCUCUCCAUGCAGAGGGCGGAGUCCCUGGAACACGUGGACGAGAGUCAGCUGUGCGAGAUCUCCGAGGACAAAGGUGACCACAGCGAGGAGGAGGAGGACAAGACGUCCCGGAGAUGA